This is a messenger RNA of Hydractinia symbiolongicarpus, 2024 nucleotides long. RefSeq names its product salivary glue protein Sgs-3-like. NCBI's taxonomy places the organism in Eukaryota, Metazoa, Cnidaria, Hydrozoa, Anthoathecata, Hydractiniidae. The transcript has 3 exons. The record is from RefSeq and is a predicted model, not a curated record. The coding region runs from base 915 to 2024 and encodes 369 amino acids.
GAACAGGAGGACAUCAAGAUUUGUCACUAAAUUUAGGACGUAUCCAGGUAUAUAUUAUCAUUCACGAGCUUUUGCAUGCUCUUGGCUUCUUUCAUGAACAAUCAAGACAAGAUAGAGAUCAGUAUGUGAAAGUUAACAGACAAAAUAUUCAAGAAGGUAAUUCGUUUGGAAUGGGAAAAAAAUGUUCAUUAAAACUUAUCCUGCACCAACAAUUAUUUCACUGCGAUCACUAAUGUUUUCACUUCUUAAAUAGCCUACAUUUUUUAUAUUUUAAUUGCAUUUGAAGGCUCCACUUGUUAGAAUGUUUGGUUGUUACUGGUUUAUAUUGAAAAAAACCCAUUUAAUUAAACAUGAACACUUAACUUGAUGAAAAGCUAAUAAUUUUUUAAUAAACUUUUGUCAAUAAUCCUGAUAGAUGCGAAAUGAUGUCGCAGCAAGUGUGUAAACCGGCAUGACGCCUAUUGCGUGAUCACCCAAUUUGAGAUAUCAAAAUAGAGGCUUAUAUAAAAGAGAAUUCGAUUUCCUAGCCGACAGUUACCCACUUUGCCAACGUCGCUAAACAUCGCGCUCAAUGACGAAAGAUUUAUUCUUUUUAGGAUAUGAAUCAAAUUUUGAUAUUUCUGGAGAAUCAAACAAAGAUGGAUAUGGAGUUAAAUAUGAUUCACAAUCUAUCAUGCACUAUGGAAAGUAUGUUUAGUAAAGAUAAGUUUGUCUGUCAUUUUAGAAAAAGAAAAUGAAAAUAAGAAAAUCGUUUUUUUAUUUUUUGUAAUUGAAUAACCAUUUCUGAACGAAAGUUUUGCCAAGUUUACCAUUGUGUGCAACUAACAAGAUAAUAACUUAUAUAUAUGUGUGCGGUGUUUUAGGAUCAUAUGCAUACCAUAUAUAUUUCACUAGUUAUUUUAUAACUGUGAUCAAUGUGCGCUUGUUGUUCUUUUGAUUAUAGCUACCAGUUUGCAAAAUCUACGUCUGAACCAACUAUCGUGCUAAAAACCAACCCAAAUCAACCUUUAGGCGGAAGAAAACUAACCCCAUCGGAUAUUUUACAGCUUAAUCUAUACUACGAAUGCGAGGGUAUAGCGAAGAGCACCCCAACAACAACAACUCGGCCAACUACUAGCACAACGACAACUACACGACCAACAACUACCACUACGACAACUAAGCGACUAACAACUACUGCAACGACAACUGCACGACCAACAACUACCACAACGACAACUACACGACCAACAACUACUACAACGACAACUACACUACCAACAACUACCACAACGACAACUACACGUCCAAAAACUACCACAACGACAACUACACGAUCAACAAAUACCACAACGACAACUAAACGACCAAAAACAACAACAACGGCAAGUUGCCCUAUAACUACCACAACAACAACACGUCAAAAAACUGCGACAAGGGCUGCAACUAAGAAGAUCACAGGCACAAUUUUCACCGCACAACCUUCGACGUUUGGCAAUAAGAAAACACCAAUAGCCAGGAGUACACUAAAACCAGUAAUCCGAUCUACAAAAGUUUGUGGAGAUGAAACCUACCUUUGUUCAAGAGCUCUUGUAAAUCGAAUGAUCUGUACAUUUCCAAAGUUUUGCAGACGGUCAUGUGGAUUAUGUUCAGGUCCAAGCGAAAAUAUGUGUGAUCUUCUCGUCGACGCAAUAAAUGUUGGUUGUGAAAGCAGCACCAGAAAGGAACACUGCGUAUCGAAGGAUAAGAGAGAAAGAAGAAGGAUGAAGCAAGAAUGUCCAAAAACAUGCUGCAUGCUGCUUAGCAAGUAUUUUAAGCGAAAAAUCAAUAUCAAUUUUGGAAGUAAGAAAAUGAACAUUGUAUAUCCAAAAAUUAGAACUAAAUAUAGAGGAAGCCCAAAAAAUGAAUGUGAAUUUAACCCCAGACAUUACGUGUUGUGCAAAAUGGUAGCUCAGGAUGUCAUUGCAUUCUCUGUCAUGACACACUGUCGGAAGAUUCUAGCAGUCUUUAAUAUAAAAAACCUUGUUAUAGCAAAAACAAUCUAA